AUGAGCGGGGAGCAGCGUGACAAGAUCUCAAGCAGUCAGCCCCCUUCUUGUCUGCACCCACUGUGCCGUCCAGCCAGCACCUCUGGCUCUCCAGGCACGUGUCUUCCUCACAGUCCUGUGAGGGUCUCAGUGACGGGAUCCCUCCUGGCACAGAACUUUGUCAGUGCCUGCACAUUGACAAGUGUCAGAUUCCCCUGUGAACCUUUGGGAUUUGCUACUUUAACCUUUCUGAAUAUUGUCCAGCCCUUAGGAACUUUCUUUUUUAGGAGAUACCGCCUGAAGGCCGAGACCGAAGCGCAGAAAAACUGGGCCCAGAACUGGGGAUUUUUAACAACCCCUCUCGAGGAGUUGAUCGAGUGUGAAGAUGGACCCCCCGCCCCAAAGCCCAGGAUCGAGCUUCCCCAGAGGUUCCACAUCCGGCCGUUGACCCCCGUGGAGAAAUAUAUCAAGGUCCUCCCCUCGCCCCCAGUUCCGAAGACCACGCAGGGCUUCAUCGGCUGGCGGUCAGGGGUGCCGGGCCUGAACAAGUGCCUGGAGUACGGAUCGGAGAUCAGGAGCUGCAAGGGUGCCUUUGCCAGGGAGCUCGACUGGCCGAAGCAGGGCAUCCACUGAGUCCAGCCCUGGGGCGGCGCAGGGUGGACUGCCAGGCACCGGCGCCCACGCCCAGGAAAGAAAGCUCCCAGGGCAAGGAACAGAGAAUAGCCCUCUGACAUUGUCAAUUUAUCAAUAACGCCCUUCCAGAACAUUCUCAUAACACUCAUUCUUGGCUACUGUAAUAAAUAA
Messenger RNA from Myotis brandtii (Brandt's bat), 783 nucleotides. It is a transcript of the gene CIMIP1, whose product is annotated as chromosome unknown open reading frame, human C20orf85. The transcript has 4 exons. The record is from RefSeq and is a predicted model, not a curated record. Lineage: Eukaryota; Metazoa; Chordata; Mammalia; Chiroptera; Vespertilionidae. The coding region runs from base 1 to 612 and encodes 203 amino acids.